This is a messenger RNA of Sebastes umbrosus (honeycomb rockfish), 1436 nucleotides long. RefSeq names its product caseinolytic mitochondrial matrix peptidase proteolytic subunit. The record is from RefSeq and is a predicted model, not a curated record. Lineage: Eukaryota; Metazoa; Chordata; Actinopteri; Perciformes; Sebastidae. The transcript has 7 exons. Gene Ontology annotation, molecular function: ATP-dependent peptidase activity; serine-type endopeptidase activity; ATPase binding. Bases 126 to 929 code for a protein of 267 amino acids. Gene Ontology annotation, cellular component: endopeptidase Clp complex. Gene Ontology annotation, biological process: protein quality control for misfolded or incompletely synthesized proteins.
UACUGAACUACAUCUCAGACCAAGCGCCUAUUAAUCCGACGAAGAAGGAGAGAGCGGAAGUUUGAAUUGUUUCCGGUUCAUGCGGGGGUCACUCAGAGGGGGAGAGAAACCUAAAAGACUUCAAAAUGCUGUUACGAAGUGUGUUGCACAUCGGAGGCUUGACGCUGAGACACAGCCGGUCCGUCCACCACAGUCCCAUAUGGAGGAGUCCUCUUAUACCCAUAGUGGUGGAGCAGACGGGUAGAGGAGAGAGAGCGUAUGACAUCUACUCUCGCCUCCUGAGAGAGAGAAUCAUCUGUGUGAUGGGUCCUAUCGAUGACUCUGUAGCCAGUCUGGUUAUCGCCCAGCUGCUCUUCCUUCAGUCAGAGAGCAACAACAAACCCAUCCACAUGUACAUCAACAGUCCCGGCGGUGUGGUGACAGCGGGCCUGGCCAUAUACGACACCAUGCAGUACAUCCUCAAUCCCAUCUCCACCUGGUGUGUUGGCCAGGCAGCCAGCAUGGGCAGCUUGCUCCUGGCAGCGGGAACGUCGGGCAUGAGGCAUUCACUGCCCAACGCCCGCAUCAUGGUUCACCAGCCCUCAGGAGGCGCCAGGGGUCAGGCCACAGACAUCGCCAUCCAGGCUGAAGAGAUCAUGAAGCUGAAGAGACAGAUCAAUCACCUCUACGCCAAACACACAGGGCAGCUGCUGGAAACCAUAGAGGGUGUGAUGGAGAGGGAUCGCUACAUGAGCCCCAUGGAGGCGCAGGACUUCGGUAUCAUCGACCGGGUCCUGGUCCACCCGCCCCAGGCGGGCCAGGACGAGCCCGAGCUGGUGCAGAAAGAGCCAGCGGCGCCGGCCGGUCCAGCUCCACAGCCAGAGUCUGCAGCCCCCGAGCAGGCCCUCCCUGGGACUAACCCCCCCUCCUCAUACAAGCCAGAGCCAUGAAGCCACCACGGAGCUGUGGUGUUCUGAUAGCCGACAGCUUCUGAGGACAAGGCUGCGCCUCCGCGGUGCGUUUCUCCGCUUGUGAGUGGCUCCACCCCCUUCCCUCCCCUCCCUUCCCCUCCUCCCCCUCUGACACUCUGCAGGCAUCACUACAGCGAUCAGAAGGCGUCUCAUAUGAACUCAAUCCAAUGUGUGCUACAUGUUUUUAAAUGACUUUUGGUGAGUUGAUUCCUGAUGAAAUAAAAGUCACAGAAGUGAUGGCUCCACACACACACACACACACACACACACACACACACACACUGGUCAUUACUCCUCUGAAGGAAACUAAUAUUUCAGCUGAGUGCUUGAUGUAGAUGAGGUCAUUGAGGGGGAGCAUCAUGUUCUGUACCUCCGUGCUGCAGACACGUCUACUGCAGAGUGGAGACGACCUGUUGUAUGACCUGUAUUUCAAUACUCAUAUUUGUAAUAAAUAAAUGUAAUAAUUUUGACCACAAUUUUACAAAA